This is a messenger RNA of Anisakis simplex (herring worm), 435 nucleotides long. Lineage: Eukaryota; Metazoa; Nematoda; Chromadorea; Rhabditida; Anisakidae. The record is from the annotation of a GenBank genome assembly.
UUCUCAAAUAUUGGUGAGACAUUUAUUCGAGUGACAGAAGCCGGUGGGACAGAUUCGGUGUUGGAGAUUCGGGUUUCUGAAGAAUCAGUGAAUCCGUGCGGAGAUGAACAGAAGACGGUUUGGAUGGAACUGGCAUUUGAUGUGCCUCUUCAGGAGCUGUCGAUCGGGGAGCAGCUGGAAACCAUCGAUAAAGUAUCGGAUUCAUUGUUGCGGAUUUAUACGAAUCAAUAUAAGGAUGAAAUUAGACGGUCGGAAGUGUUCGAGAGCGGGUUGGUGGAUGAGCCGACAUCGGAUGAUACUUUUUUGUUGUGGAAAGUAUCGUGUAACGAUUUGGAUGACGACGGAUUAGAAGCGUUGGAGAAUGUGUUGACGUUGAUCAGUGAUGAAGCUAUCGAGUUGGAGCAUAAACCCGUUGGAUGGAAGACUUUCAGUUGA